Molecule: messenger RNA, 2501 nt
Organism: Perca fluviatilis (European perch)
Lineage: Eukaryota; Metazoa; Chordata; Actinopteri; Perciformes; Percidae
Product: E3 ubiquitin-protein ligase TRIM21-like
Exons: 2
Coding region: 117-1757 (546 amino acids)
Molecular function (GO): zinc ion binding; protein binding
Source: RefSeq, a predicted model, not a curated record
GGAGGAGUCAGGUGAACACAGACAGCAGCAGCAUCUGUCAGUGUCUGCUGAUGAAGGUACCACGUCUCUUUGACCUCAUCUGAACGGGACUUUAACAGCGGAGCAGCCUGACAGAUAUGGCUGCUGCAAACUACCUACAAUCUGAAGAUCAGUUUCUGUGCUCCAUCUGUCUGCAUGUGUUCACUGAUCCUGUCAGCACACCAUGUGGUCACAACUUCUGCAAAAACUGCAUCACUGAACACUGGAAUACUAGUAACAGGUGCUUUUGUCCCAUCUGUAAGGAGGGUUUUACCACAAGACCUGAUUUGAGAAUCAACACUUUCAUCUCUGAGAUGGUUGCUCAGUUCAGACAGUCAGCUCAACAGAAAGCCAGCAGCAGCUCAGAGCAACAAGUGUCCAAACCAGUAGAAGUUCCCUGUGACGUCUGCACUGGAACCAAACUGAAGGCCCUGAAGUCCUGCCUGGUGUGUCUGGUCUCCUACUGUGAGACUCACCUGGAGCCUCAUCUGACAGCUUCACGUCUGAAAAGACAUCAGCUGAUUGACCCUGUGGAGAACCUGGAAGGCAGGAUGUGUAUGAAGCACGAUAAACCUCUGGAGCUGUUUUGUAAGACCGACCAGACAUGUGUCUGCAUGCUCUGCACUGUUGUAAACCACAAAACGCAUGAUGUUGUUCCUCUGAAAGAAGAAUACGAAGAAAAGAAGGUAGAGCUGGGGAAGACAAAGGCUGAAAUUCAGAAGAUUAUCCAGAAGAGACGACUGAAGAUUCAGGAUAUCAAACACUCAGUCGACCUCAGUGAGGAAGAUGCAGACAGAGAGAUAGCAGAAGGUGUUCAGGUCUUCACUUUUCUGAAGGAGUCUGUUGAGAGAGGCCUGAAUGAGCUCAUCAACACGAUCAAAGAGAAGCAGAAAACGACAGAAAAACAGGCUGAAGCUUUCAUCAAAGAGCUGGAACAGGAAAUCUCUGAGCUGAUAAAGAGAAGCACUGAGGUGGAGCAGCUCUCACGCUUUGAAGACCACCUCCAUCUUCUCCAGAUUGUCCAGGCCCUAAACAUCCAACAACCUCCACCCACCAAGGACUGGACAGAGGUCAGCAUCCAUAAAUCAUCUGAGGGGACUGUGGUGAAAGCUGUGGCUCAGCUGGAGGAGACACUCAGUAAGGAGAUGAAGAAGCUGCUUGAAGCCGAGCUGAAGAGGGUCCAGCAGUAUGCAGUGGAUGUGACUCUUGAUCCCGAUACAGCAUAUCCUAAACUCAUCCUGUCUGAUGAUGGGAAACAGGUGAAUCAUGGUGAUGUGAGGAAGAAUCUCCCAAACAACCCAGAGAGAUUUUCUAAGUGUGCUUGUGUUUUAGGAAAACAGAGUUUCUCUUCAGGCAGAUUUUACUUUGAGGUUCAAGUUAAAGGAAAGACUGAAUGGGAUUUAGGAGUGGUCAGAGAGUCGAUCAACAGGAAGGGAGACAUCACACUGAACCCACAGAAAGGUUACUGGACUAUAUGGUUGAGAAAUAGAAAUGAGUACAAAGCUCUUGCUGACCCUCGUGUCCUUCUCUCACUGAAGUCUCCUCCUCAGAAGGUGGGGGUGUUUGUGGAUUAUGAGGAGGGUCUGGUCUCAUUUUAUGACGUAGAUGCUGCAGCUCUUAUCUACUCCUUUACUGGCUGCUUCUUCACUGAGAAACUAUUCCCAUUCUUCAGUCCCUAUAGGACUGAAGGUGAUAAAAACUCUGCCCCUCUGAUCAUCUCUCCUGUCAGAGUAAACUAAUCACUGAUCUUAUUUCAUAUAUUGAUUUAUUUUCAAUCAAGGGAACAAAUGUAUAUAUUCAUAUAUUUUACAUCGAUUACAUCGUAGUUUUGUCUGGUGACUGAUUUACACUUUAUUCCAUUUAUUAUGAUAUGGUUAAAUGUGCAGCAAUUCUUUGCAAAUUAAAUCAAACUUCAUCUUGACAUAUUUGGUGUCUUUAGAAACUGAUUUCUUCUGGAAGUUAUAAUAAAUGUCUGUGGUUUCAACAGUGGUUUAAAUAGAUGUAAAUGCAAAUUCAUGUGUUGAUGAAUUAUGAAGAGGUAUAUGGGGUAAGUUGGUUGUCUGAUGUUUUUGUUUUUUUCCUCAUUAAUGAGACAGGAAAGAAAAAGUCUGAAUUAUUGUGGCAUAAUUGCAGAAAUACAGUUUGUUUGUUGAGACUAAGAAUGUUAAUGGUGUUAUUCCUAAAUCAGUUCUUCUGAUAUCACUUUAAUCUGCUGGUUUUGAUCUUUCUAACAGUUGUACCUUUUACUUUUAAAUGUAAGCCACUUUCCUAUUUGGAGAACUUGCUGUUGCACUUAUUAUGAAAUUGAUCAUUUAACGUGUUUAGACAUAAUGGUUAACCCUCCUGUUGUCAUCGGGUCCAUUUUCUACAAGUAAGUUAUAUAAGAAAUUUGGGUUUCUAUCAACCAAAAUGUCCAAAAUAAUAACGUGGAUGGUUCCCUACAACGCUCUCCACAAGUGAAAUAAAUGACCAGUUCACUACUA